Dentiscutata erythropus is the source of this 1554-nucleotide messenger RNA. Lineage: Eukaryota; Fungi; Glomeromycota; Glomeromycetes; Diversisporales; Gigasporaceae. The record is from the annotation of a GenBank genome assembly.
AUGUCAUCCAAUGACCCUAACUCUUAUGGCACAGAUGAUGCCUUCGAUGAAUAUAUUGACAUGGAUUUUUUGAGAAGCGACGCAAUGGAAGAAGACGUUGAUAUUGGAAACAUGACCACUUCUGAUCUCUUCCGUUAUUAUUUAGAAGGUGAAUUGGCUAAGGACGCUACAAACCUUGACUCGUCGAUUUAUGCAACACCCAUGCAGAAUGCUACGGAUGAUUUUUCGUUGGUGACAAGUCCUAACUCCGUAGCAGAAGAACCUAAAAUGAAUUCAAUAAAUCCCAUAGAAGAAACUAACGCACUUUCUCAAUCGACAAAUACGUCUUCUGAGGUUGGACCUUCUUUGGCUAUGCUAAAUGCGCAAUUAGCCGAGUUACUGGCGAAACUUCCUUCAUUUAAACAAGAGCCAUAUACUGACAGUAAAACUUCGACUUUAUCUGGCUCCACAUUACCAACAAAGAAUAAUUCAGCAUCAAAUAUCCUUGCUACGCUCAAAUUAUCUACAACUCCUAAUAAUAGCAAAGAAAGUGAUCAGAAUAAACUCGAGGAUAAUAGUCAAAUUGAUUUAAAAAAAUUAUCUUCAAAAGAGCGACGGCAACUUCGUAAUAAAAUAUCUGCCAGAAACUUUCGUGUUCGAAGAAAAGAAUACAUUCAAAGCUUGGAAUCAACGAAAGAACAACAGCAAGAAGAAAUAAAUUUACUUCGGCAAGCUUUGAUGCACUUGCAAGAAGAAAACACAAGAUUGCAACAAGAAGUCGAAGAAUUGCGGAAACAACAGAAGCAGCCCGAUGGAGCAGCUCCUCCCUCCCCACCUCACAAUUCAACUCAAACAACUAAAAAUAACAGCAACGUUCAACGUUCCAAAGCACCUCAAACGUCGUCUCCUGAUUCUCGGUAUCUUAUUAUUCCCAAUGUCAACAAAGAUAAGCCACCAUCAUCAUCAUCUGCAAAUCAGAAUACAUGGCAAGAUUCUCGAGUUAGGGUACAAACAACGCUCAUUCCUGAAUUCAAUUUUGAUAAGCAUUCGUUUGAGGAAAAAUUCGCAUUUCCCUAUUCUAACGCCUGGAAUGGUUCUAUGAUUGGGCAGCAUUCUUUGAGAGAUGCUUUUACAUUUGACCAAAAGACUUUGUUUGCUUACAUGCUGAUGACUACUGUAAUGCAACGACUUACUACAUUGUUUAUUGAGGCAGUAUGUGCCACACCACAACAUAAAAUGAUUUCUGCUUUGUUUCCAAAAUCUUCAAUUCCUACCCCAGUUGCUUCCCCGAAUACCUUAGUUGAAAGUCUACAAUCUCUGGAGAUUGUUGACGAAAAAGAUGGUAUACCAGAUAAAGUUUCUGAACAAUCUUCAUCGAAUGUCGAACGAACAAGCGAUGGAAGUAACGCCGAAGAACCUUUGUUAGACAAUAAUACAAUGGUCGAAUCUAUUAAAGAAGCUUCUGUGCUCGAUUGGCUUUAUGAUACAAUGGUAAAACAUGUUGCUGAACAAAGUAAAGUAGAAGCCAGAAUUAUGGAACUUAGUGAUUGGGUUGGAGAAGAUUGGGAUGAUACU